Molecule: messenger RNA, 3999 nt
Organism: Plasmodium falciparum 3D7
Lineage: Eukaryota; Apicomplexa; Aconoidasida; Haemosporida; Plasmodiidae
Gene: VPS15
Product: putative serine/threonine protein kinase VPS15
Biological process (GO): macroautophagy; late endosome to vacuole transport
Molecular function (GO): protein serine/threonine kinase activity; ATP binding
Source: RefSeq, a predicted model, not a curated record
AUGGGUAAUACUUUGUAUAGCAAUAUAGGACACAGUACAACAGAAUUGGAUGAUGUAUAUUGUAAAUACUUAAACAAAUUAUUUAACAUAUAUAAUUAUCUAUUUAAAUAUGAGCAUUUCUUUUUUAUGAAUUCAUAUACCCUCAACAAUUUCUAUCAUGUUCUGGAGGGUAUUAAUAACAAUGAGGGUCAUGUUUUAAUAAAAAUUUGUAAAUUAAAAUCCGAAGCUCCCAAAAUAAAGAGAAUAUUAUAUACUCUAAAAUUUCUUUUCUCAUUUGAUCUCUUUCCAAAUGUAUUACCUUAUAACCGCAUGAGUGUUUAUGAAAAUAAUAUUUAUAUAUACAGAAGAUUUAUAUUCAAAAAUUUAGAUCACUAUUUAUCUAAUAAGAUAAAUACAAACAAUUUUUAUUAUUUUUAUAUAUUUCAAAUAUUUCUAUCUAUAAUACAACUUCAUUCCUUGGGAAUAUAUCAUGGACAUAUAAAAAGAGAAAAUGUGCUUAUACAAAAUAAUAUGCACAUUUUUUUAACAGAUAUCAAUAUACUGAACGACUAUUUAUAUUUUAUACCCAAAAUAAGAUAUGAAGAUGAAAGAAAAGGACGGUUGAUGAAAUUGCAGGAAGAUAUUUUUAACCUAGGGAUACUAAUCUUAGAGAUAUUAUUAAGGGACAAGGAUGUUUCCUAUUUUUUUUUAAAUGAAAAUUGUGCAUAUAAGAAUGAUGAUAAUUUUUAUAGUGGAAGAAGGAAACAGAGCGGUUUGACGUUUUUAAAGAAAAUGGAAAGUAUAGAUGAAGAUGAUAAGAAUGAUGUAGAGAAUUACCACCAUGAUAGUAAUGAUUAUCAUCAUAAUGAAAAUUAUUAUAAUAUGAAUCAACAUUAUGAUUAUCAUAGUGAUAAUUAUUAUAAAUGUAAUAGAUCUAAUUAUAAAGAAGAAUAUACUAAUGAUGAAAAUAAAAAAAAUGGAGAAUACCAAAAAAAAUAUGUACAUGCAUUAUCUUUACCUUCAAUUAAGAAAAAAAAAAAACAAAUCAAAAAUGAAGAAUAUCCAUAUUUUAAUAAAAACCAAAAUAUAAAAAUGAAUAUAGAUAAAUAUAAAUAUUAUAAUUAUCAUUAUAUAAACAAUGUUAACUAUAUUAAUAUAUAUAAUGAUAUAUAUAAUAAUGUUAGUCCUUUUUCAUCUAUUGAUUACAAUGGAGAAAAUAUUUUUUAUGAAAAUGAUUCUAACUUUUUUAAAAGACAACCUAUCAAAUAUUCUAAUACACAUAAUAUUAAGGAACAAUUAAAUGAUGAUUUUCAGGAAAAUAUUAAAUAUAAUGAUAAAAAUAUAUAUCGGCAAAAGCAAAAUGAACAGGUAACACAAAAAAAGUCACAAGGGAUAAAUAUUUAUAAUGUCACAGAUUUGUUUGAUGAUAAUAAGGAUGAUAAAUAUAAUACUGGUGGUGGUGAUGAAAAUGAUAACCAUGGUAAUAAAAAUGAUAACCGUGGUAAUAAAAAUGAUAACGAUGGUGAAAAAAAUUAUAAUGAUGGUGAAAAAAAUUAUAAUGAUGGUGAAAAAAAUUAUAAUGAUGGUGAAAAAAAUUAUAAUGAUGGUGAAAAAAAUUAUAAUGAUGGUGAAAAAAAUUAUAAUGAUGGUGAUAAAAAUAAUAUUAGCAACAAUGCUGAUAUAUAUUAUAAUAAUUUACAUAAUUCCAAUUAUUAUAAUAAUGUUUAUACGAAAAAAACACCAAAUAAGAUAAAAAAAAAUGAUCAUAAAGAUCCUCAUAUGGUACCAUAUAAAAUUUGGAAAGUUGUAAAUCAAGUAAAAAACCCUUUAAUUAUCUAUUCCCUUAUUAAUCAUUUUUUUUCUUAUAAAAAUAAUAAUAAAAAUAUAUUAAAAAUAUUUAAUUAUUGGUCAUAUUAUAUAUUCCCAAGCACAUAUAAAUACAUCUUCUUUCCUUUAUCCAUAUUACAAUUACAUCCACUAUUUAAGAAUUCAGACUUUUUUAUAUUAUUAUUACAUUUUAAUUUACCAUUUAUUUUAUUUCAUCUAGACUUAUUUUCUAACAAGGAACAAGAUAAAUAUAUUUUAUUAAAUAUGCUUAACAGAAGGAAUAACAAAUCUGGUUAUGUAUCCACAGGGAAAGGAUCUGAUCCAGCAUAUGAAAAAAGUGAUAAUGAUGAUGAUGAUGAUGAUGAUGAUAAUAAUAAUUAUAAUAAUUAUAAUAAUAAUAAUAAUAAUAAUAAUAAUAAUUAUUAUUAUAAUUACCAUUAUGAUGAUUAUGGGAAUAAUGUUCGUAAUAAUCAUCACAUAGGUACAUAUUUGGGAAGGUUAAAUUAUUACUUCAACAUUGUGCGUACACACACAACAAGUAUAAACAAGCACCAAAUGAAGGCAUAUAUUAUUAAUACAAAUAUAAAUAAUCAAAUAAAAAAGCAAAUAUUGAAACAAUGGCAUUCUUACAAGAAAGAAAAAAAACAGGAAUAUGCACAAUAUGUCGUAAAUAAUAAAAAUAAUGUACACCAUAAUAUAUAUAUUCAUAAGAAAACUAUUAAUAAUAAUAAUAAUUAUAAUAAUAAUAAUAAUUAUAAUAAUAAAAGAAGUUAUCAUUCACUUAGUUAUUUCCCUUUUCCUAUUUUGUCAUAUAAAAACGUGCAUGCAUUUUAUAAAAACUUUUUAAACUUUUACCAAUUUUUGUAUUAUUCAAUUUUUUAUGAACACAAAAGUUAUAUGGACGUUUUCAAGUGUAUGGAAUAUUACAAAAGGGAAAUCUAUAGCCCCCUAUUUAACGAUUUUUAUUAUAAACAAGAUAGGAAAAAAAAAGAGACAAGCAUGAUGAAUAAUAUGCCUAUGAAGAGGGAUCUUGGCAAUGAAAUAUUUGCAUGUGCGAAUAAUAUACAAUCAAAUAAAAUACAUUUAAAAAAAAAAGGAAAAAAGGAAACAUGUAAUUAUAUUAAUAAUAAUAAUAAGGAACGUAAUAAUAAUGAACAUAAUAAUAAUAAUAAUCCUAGAGCUAAUGAAAAUGUGGUAAGGUGGCAAUUCAAUGAAGAUAUAUGUCAAUUAAUAAAUAUUAUCAUAUGUUGUUAUAAUUCCUUAACAUACAAUUUUGUUAAGAUGUUAACUAUCGAAAUAAUAUAUUGUAUAAUACUUCAUAUAUCUGAAAAUAGAUUAAAUAAUGAAUUAAUAUCUUUUUUAUUAUAUUGUUUUAAUAAAGAAAAUGAGAAAAUAAAGAUUAUGGUUAUAAAAUGUUUUUAUAAAAUUAUAAACAAUUCAAUGAAUAAUAGACCUAAUAUGCAAUUAUAUAUAGAGAAAUUCCUACCUAAAUAUUAUUUGUUAAAAAAUCAAGAUAUAUAUGAAAAAUACUAUUAUUCAAAAUAUUUACCUCUUUUUUCUUAUAUUACUAUUCAAUAUAUAUAUAAUGAAAGUUUAUUAAAAAACAAUAUAACAAAACAAAAAAAAAAUACAUUAUCGCAAAUACCAUAUAUGGAAAUAUUAAAUGAUAUAAAAACAGAAAUACAAUUUAUUCUUAACACUCAACAAAAUUAUUAUGAAAAUUUAUUUGAAUUCUAUAAUCAUAUAUUUCCAUUUUGUAAAAUUAUGAACAAAAAAUGGGUUAAAAUUUAUAUUCUCCCAUAUUUAUUAACAAAUAUAUAUAAAAGCAAAAACAAUUUUAUAAAAGCUAGUUGCGCAAAAGUUACCUUAAAAAUUGUUUUUUACAUUAACCAAAAAAAAGUAUAUCAUAUUUUCUUACAAUAUUUAAACAAAUUAUUAUUUUCUCAAAAUGAACAAAUCAUUGAAUUCCUUUUAUGUGAACUUAAUCACAUAUUAAAAAAAACAUGGCAAAAAUAUAAACAAGAACAAAAAAAAUCCAAAAAAUUCUGGAUUUUUUUAAAGAAAAUUCAACUUGAUCACUUAUACAUUCAUCCGUCUAUAAUCAUACAACAAUUAGUUGACAAAAUAAAAAAUAAAUUAAAAAAUAUAGAGUAUAGAACCACAAACAAAAAUAAUAAAAUGAUAUUUAUGUAA